AGACGGUGGAUCCCUGGGUUGCGGAAGAGGUGGCCGUGCACUGUCGUCAGUAUGCAGCGAUUGCUCUUUCCGCCCUUGAAAGCCUUGAUGGGGAGGCAGUAUCUGCGGCUCCUGGCUCGUAGGGCGGCGCCUCGAGCACAGAGCCCCUAGGUUCAGAACUGGACCAUUGACCUGCUGUGUGGUAUUGGCCAAGUGAUUUAAACUUUGUUCUUCAAUUUCCUUCUCUGUAAAAUGGGGAUAACAAUACUACUUUAAGUGUGAUUGCAUCAGAUGCCCUUUGAGGCCAGAGCAAUACAGCACCAUCUCUGAAGUAGCUUUGCAGUCUGGAAGGGGUACAGUGUCCCUUCCCUCAAAGGCUGCUGAGCGGGUGGUGGGCAGAUGGCUCCUUGUCUGCAGUGGAACAGUGGCUGGAGCAGUUAUUCUUGGUGGAGUAACUAGGUUGACAGAGUCUGGCCUCUCAAUGGUAGAUUGGCAUUUAAUAAAGGAGAUGAAGCCACCUACAAGCCAAGAGGAAUGGGAAGCAGAAUUCCAAAGAUACCAGCAAUUUCCAGAAUUUAAAAUCUUGAAUCAUGAUAUGACAUUGGCAGAAUUCAAGUUCAUCUGGUACAUGGAGUACUCACACCGAAUGUGGGGUCGCCUUGUAGGCCUUGCAUACAUCCUGCCUGCUGCCUACUUUUGGAGAAAGGGCUGGCUCAGCCGUGGCAUGAAAGGACGUGUUCUUGCCCUCUGUGGCCUAGUCUGCUUCCAGGGUCUGUUGGGAUGGUAUAUGGUGAAAAGCGGACUAGAAGAAAAACCAGACGCCCAUGACAUCCCUCGGGUCAGUCAGUACCGCCUCGCUGCUCACCUGGGAUCAGCCCUGGUUCUUUAUUGUGCCAGCUUAUGGACCUCACUCUCACUGCUACUGCCUCCACACAAGUUGCCUGAAACCCGUCAGCUCCUACGGUUGAGACGAUUUGCUCAUGGAACAGCAGGUCUGGUGUUCCUUACAGCUCUCUCAGGGGCUUUUGUGGCAGGGCUAGAUGCUGGGCUUGUUUACAACUCCUUUCCCAAAAUGGGAGAAUCCUGGAUCCCGGAGGACCUCUUUACCUUCUCCCCCAUCCUGAGGAAUGUUUUUGAGAAUCCCACCAUGGUGCAGUUUGAUCACCGGAUUCUGGGAAUCACUUCAGUCACUGCCAUUACAGUGCUGUACUUCUUUUCCCGGAGAAUUCCCCUUCCUAGAAGGACCAAGAUGGCAGCAAUGACUCUGCUGGCUUUGGCGUAUACACAGGUGGGCUUGGGCAUUAGCACACUGCUGAUGUACGUCCCGACUCCUCUGGCUGCCACUCACCAGUCAGGAUCCUUGGCUUUGCUCACUGGUGCUCUUUGGCUGAUGAAUGAACUCCGAAGAGUCCCAAAAUGAUUCUCAGAGGACCAGCUUCCUGGGACUGUAACUGUGCUUUUGAGAACUCAUCAGAGAGCAUAAGAACUGGGGCUUUUGUAUGAGAUGACCUUGACAUACCAAGUGGUUUCCAAAUGGUCAACUUAUUUUAAAAUCUUUUCCUAUUUUGAGAUCGUCACUGGAUCAAGAAUGCAUUAAGUAUGGUUAUCCUAAAGGUUCCUUUUUAAAUCUGCUUUUCAUGUUGAAAAUCGGUUUUAAUGUAGAGAGAAAUGUCUGCCAUUUGCUGUUUAACAGGUUUUGUGUCAGGUUUUCAGUGUUGGCAAGCUCUUGGUUCUACAUGGAUAAUUUCUAUCUCCUUGUUCUCCUGAGUCCUUAAUUCUGCCUAAAUAGAAUUUCUUUAUGAUCUUAACUUCACUUAGGUGAAGAUUGAAAGGAUAGGAUUAGCAUACCCCAAAGUAGCCAGUGAUCUUCAGCAAAAAAAUAGGUAAUGUCUUCUAAUAUCCUGAUUUUCAAAAAUGGAGAAGUUACAGACUUUGAGAAGCUUAAUGUAUAUAUGUAGCAAAAUGGUUUGUAAGUACUUGGAAAAGGAGGUAAUCACCAAAACCCACUUGGAUUUCUCAAGCACUAACCUAGUUCCUCUUCUUUUUUUUUUUAGAUGGAGUCUUGCACUGUUGCCUGGGCUGGAGUGCAGUGGCGCAAUCUUGGCUCACUGCAACCUCUGCCUUCAGGGUUCAAGCAAUUCUCCUGCAUUAGCCUCCCAAGUAGCUGGGAUUACAGGCACCCACCACCAAGCCCAGCUAGUUUUUUGUAUUUUUAGUAGAGAUGGGGUUUCACUAUAUUGGCCAGGCUAGUCUCAAACUCCUGACCUUGUGAUCUGCCCUUGGCCUCCCAAAGUGCUGGGAUAUGGAUGUGAGCCUCCAUGCCCAGCCUAGUUCUUCUUCUUCUUCUUCUUCUUUUUUUUUUUUUUUUUUGAGACAGAGUUUUGUUCUUGUUGCCCAGGCUGGAGUGCAGUGACUUGAUCUCAGCUCAUUGCAACUUCUGCCUCCCAGGUUCAAGUGAUUCUCAUGCCUCAGCCUCCCAAGUAGCUGGGACCACAGGCACAAACCAAGCCUAGCUAAUUUUAUAUUUUUAGUAGAGAAGGGAUUUCAUCAUGUUGGCCAGGGUGGUCUCGAACUUCUGACCUCAAGUGAUCCACCUGCCUCAGCCACCUCAGCCUCCCAAAGUGCUGAGAUUACAGGUGUGAGCCACUGCGCCUGGCUAGUUCCUCUUUUGAUAAGGCUGUUAACAUUACUAAGUCAGGCCGGGCGUGGUGGCUUACAAGCACUUUGGAGGCCAAGGCGGGUGGUCACCUGAGGUCAGGAGUUCAAGAACAACCUGACCAACAUGGUGAAACUCCGUCUUAUUAAAAAAAAGACAAAAAAAAAAAAAUAGCAGUAUAAGUCAGAGGAAUGCAAUCAGUAUGAAUUGGUUCCGGAGAGGGUUUCCUAACAGCCUUGUAAUAAGAAAGAGAUGGCUUUGAUGGUGUAGUACGUGGACAUCUAUCCAGAUAUUUAAACAAAUUGUUGACUGCUGAAUUAGUGUGAUUUUGGUCUCUAUUGAUAUUUUAUAAGGCUCUGUCUUAUUCAACUUUAUUUUUUAAAUCAGUGAUUUGGAUGAAGGCAUUGGAAAUAUGUGAUUUGAGGAUGGAGCAACCCAAUGUUGCUAAUAUAAUAGAUGACAGUGGCAACUGAAAACAGUCCCAGAGUGACCCCAUCAAAAUGAAAUUAAACAGAUUAGAAAUGUAACAUUCAUUUAAAUUAAAUAAGUUGUGUAAGUUUGGGCUUUAUAUCAUUUCAUAUAAGAAAGACUUGGGGAUUUCAGUUGGUUUCAGAUUCAAAAUGAACCAGCUAGAAUUCAUGUUAUUAUUAUAUGGAAACAGAAAAAUUAGUGGUACUUCAGGUUUUCUCAGUAGACGUGUCACAGCCAUAGCCAGAAUACCCCUAACAUGUUGCAUUUCACCAUGAUGGUCACUAAGUGUAUAUCCAGAAGAAGAGACCAGGAUGGUGAGGAGUCCAGAACCCCUAUCACACAGGGAGUAGUUGAAGGAACUAGGGAUAUUUAACUGGAGAAGAGAACAUUUGGGGAGAGAGCAAGAUUCCUUUCCUUAGAAGUUGAAGCCCUCUCAUGCAGAAGAGGGAAUGAGCUUCCAUUGUGCUGCAGAGCUGGGAGCAAUGGGUGAAAGUUGCAGGAAGUUAGUUUUAGUUCUGUAGAAGGCAAGAGUAGGUAGACCAAAUCAAAUGACCGCUGGGGUCCGGCUAGUGGAGACUGUAACACUGGCGAGCAGGUGCGCCAGUUCAAGCUAAACUACUGCUGAGUUCUGGUCUGUUGCUGCCACUCUACAGGUCCAGGGUUGUUAGAUCUUCUGGGUUUUUGUUUUGCUUUUUGAAAUAAGGAAAAUAAGUUUAUCUUUAGUUAUCCUUGGAUAUACUUCUAUUCCAUACAGUAACAAUACAAAUACAAAGUGAAAACAAACAUCUGGAUUUCAUCCUUGACCUCAUUUACAAAGCAAAAAGAGAUGCUGGAUUCAGAUAUAAAUGUUUAAUUUUACAGCAUUUAAGUCACCAAAUCUGUUUUUUUUUUUUUAAAGAUUUAAAAAAUCUAGAUUUUUAUGUGAAAGCUCUCAAUUAAGUAUUGGGAACUAAUUUCAAGAUUUUUAAAAAUGUUAUACAGGCUCAACAUGUCUGUGAGCCAUAAAUGAUCUAUGACCUAACAUUUCCCAUUUUUAAUUUCUGAACUAGGUGAUCUCAUUUUUUUCAACUCGAGUACUCCGUAAGUUUGUGUGACCUGUAGUGUGCCAUUCUCAGGUGGUGAUGUGGUUUGGAUGUUUUGUCCCCUCCAAAUCUCAUGUUCAAAAUGUGACAUUCAGUGUUAGAGGUGGGCCUAGUGGGAGGUGUUUGGGUCCUGGGGGUGGAUCCCUUAUGCAUGACUUUGUGCCAUCCCCAUAGUAAUGAGUGAGUUCUCACUCUGGUAGUUUAUGCAAGAGCUGGUUGUUUAAAAGAACUUGGAACUGGGCCAGGCGCAGUGGCUCACGCCUGUAAUCCCAGCACUUUGGGAGGCCAAGGCAGGCAGAUCAUGAGAUCAGGAGAUUGAGACCAUCCCGGCUAACAUGGUGAAACCCUAUCUCUCCUAAAAAUAUAAAAAAUUAGCUGGGCGUGGUGGUGCAUGCCUGUAGUCCCAGCUACUUGGGAGGUUGAAGCAGGAGAAUCACUUGAACCCAGGAGGUGGAGGUUGCAGGGAGCCAAGAUCACAUCACUGCACCCCAGCUUGGGCAAUAGAGCAAGACUUUGUCUCAAAACAAAAAAAGCCUAGAACUUCCUCCUCUCUCUCUUGCUCUCUCACCAUGUGACACACUGGCUCCCCUUCACCUUCCACCAUGAUUGUAAACUUCCUGAAGCCCUCACCAGAAGUAGAUGCCAGCACCAUGCCGCCUGUACAGUUCUAUGCAGAACUGUGAGCCAAAUAAACCUCUUUACUUUAUAAAAAUUCUCAGGUAUUUCUUUAUAGCAAUGCAAGCAGACUAACACAGGUGAUUCUUAGCAAAACAGUUUGUCAAUUUUUCAUAAAUCCUAGACCCUGAUGGGCUUAUGCUAUUGCCUAGAAGAGAUUCCCAACUUCUCUCUUAUUUGAAUGUCAGAAAAAUCCCAAAACCCAAGCCUCAUCUAAGACCAAUGAACUCACAAUCUCUGGAGGUAAUAAAAGGCAUAUUUUAAAAGUUCCCCAGGUAUCCAAUGUGCAGACAAGUCUAGGGACCACUGGCUUAGGUCCUAAUAGACUAGUUACCUUAGAAAGUUCUGACUAGCUUAUGCCCAUUCCCUUCUAAUUUCCACCCCACCCUAUCAUUUGAUCUGCUAUAUUGAUCCUGUUAGUAUGUUAGUAGGAUAUGGUCUCUUCUGGAUAGACUCCUUUAGAGAAAGGGAACUUUAGUUCCUGAGGCAGGUUCCCACACCAUCCUCUCCUGAUCCUCAAACCCAGGUUGUCCUUAGUUAAUAAGUGAGUCAGCAGAGGGCAGUGUGACCCAACCCAAAGAACCAUUUAUUUAUUAAUGCUUCUACAGUUCCCUCCAAGGAAGUAGCAACUGGUGAAUAAAGUUUCAGAUGUUUUACUUCAUUUUUCUUUAUUACAGAUGAUGCGUACAUUUGGAAAAACAACUGGUUGCAUUUAUUUAUUUAUAUAACUGUAUUAUGCCACCUAUGAGCUCCCAGUGAAUGAUUAUCUUAUUUUUUAUAUUUAUUAUUCCCAGCACUGCCAGACACAUCUCAAACAUUGAAUGAGUUAAUGCAUGAAUGGAAAAUGGACAAUUACAGAUUGAUGUUUGAUGUCCCAAAUAUCUUUUUCCCAAAAAGUCAUUAUAUACCUAUAGGAUUAAAUGAAUUUCCCUUAGUAUUUUCAAAAGUUUAUCUACGCUUCUGUCCAUUGUUUUUAAAACAUGAAGGAAAUUAAAACACAUGGCUUUCUAAAUCAGUCAACUUAGAAUAUUUUGUCUGUAACUUAGACUGACAAAUACUAUCUCUUGUAGCAGGGGUAAUGGUUAGCAACUCCCUAAAGCAAUGUUGGUUGCAGAGAACAACACUGAUGAUCAUUUUUAGGAUAACCAGUUUAUCUAUAGCCACACUUGUGGUCCUGGGAUGAAUGGUGGGUUAUAUAUCAGCAUAUGUAACACAUAUACCCAUGUCCCUGCAUAAGGGAGAAUGCAUCACCUCUCUAUUGCACAUUUUCCUCAACACUGACUUAUGUUUUGUCAGUGAGAAUGUUAAGAAUGCAAAAUUAUUGUUUAAUGUGAAGCAGUAAAAAAACAUAGUCGUAACAGCUCUCCAAAGCAAUGUAAUAAAGGCAGCCUUUGGUUUUUUUAAA
Molecule: messenger RNA, 6268 nt
Organism: Callithrix jacchus (white-tufted-ear marmoset)
Lineage: Eukaryota; Metazoa; Chordata; Mammalia; Primates; Cebidae
Source: RefSeq, a predicted model, not a curated record